UAUACUUUUUUUUUCAUAAACCAAUCGAGAGACUGUCGUUCAUCAAAGAAACUGCCCCGUCAUUCUUAAGCCUGAAGUUGGGGUGCUGUCGACACACGCCCUCCGUGUGAAGAAGUACAUACCGUUAUUUUCCCCCAAAAAAAGACGAAAAAAAAACUCCAACUGUGGAAACCACUUUAAUUACGCCAUUUACGACGGUCUCCGCUUGCCUCGCCAGAGAGUCUGCGGCAGCGACGAUGGUUACACGUUAGCGAAGGGAACCGGGGUGGAAAAAGCUGGGGAAUUUUGUGUGUGUUUGUGCCUGUGGAUUAUGGCCCUUCGCAGGGUGUCCUUGCGUAGGAGAAAUCUCGCAGUGUUUAAGUGACGAAGAGGAAUUACAUAUCUUAAAAGUGGCAUCAGAUAAAAAAAGUUACAUAUCUUAAAGAGGAAUUAGAUAUAUUUAAGAAGAAACAGGUCCUUCAAAGGAGGAAUUUGAUAUCUCUAAGAGGCUUUUGAUACCUUAAAAGUGGAAUUAACUAUCUUAAAGAGGACUUAUCUAUAUUUAAGAAACAUAUCAUUCAAAGAAGGAAUUAUAUAUCUUAAAGAGACAGUAGAUAUCUUAAAAGUGUAAUUAACUAUCUUAAAGAGGAAUUAAAUAUCUUCAAGGAGAAUUAGACGUCUUUAAGAAAAGAAAAACAGUCAUCUUCAACAAGAAUCAGAUCAUUCAAAAGAGGAACUACACCACUUAAAUGAGUAAUUAGGUAUCUUAGAAGCCCCUGGAAAGCUGAUUAAGUGCACGAUGAGCUACAGCAAUACCACAGUUCCCUUUCCGGAAGACCGCCUAGGUCACCCCAACCACCACGACCUCAACAGAAGCUUCGGGAGGCCAUCCUGUGACCCUCUAAUCUUCCUCAAGGACUUCGAAAAAGGAGCGCUGAAUCUCCUCGAAGAACACGGGAUCCGGGAGCGUCUCUCCUACUCUCCUCGAGGCUGGGGCCAUCAAGGAGGAGGGACGACGAAGGAGGAAGUGCCAAGAGCGCCCGAGUCGAGUCUGAGGUCAGGGCACAGGUAUCGACGGGAUGGAUAUGGAUACCCAGAGGUCAUAUGCAAGCCAUCCUCAACGAGCCUCUAUUCCUUCUUCGCCUUUGCCAUCCUCAUGCUUGACAUCACAGGCAACAUCAUGGCAACGAUUGACAUCUCAAUCAACGUCACAGGGUCUACGGGAACUGUCACGAC
Molecule: messenger RNA, 1215 nt
Organism: Penaeus monodon (black tiger shrimp)
Lineage: Eukaryota; Metazoa; Arthropoda; Malacostraca; Decapoda; Penaeidae
Product: protein FAM91 homolog
Source: RefSeq, a predicted model, not a curated record